Molecule: messenger RNA, 1486 nt
Organism: Cuculus canorus (common cuckoo)
Lineage: Eukaryota; Metazoa; Chordata; Aves; Cuculiformes; Cuculidae
Gene: SSR4
Product: signal sequence receptor subunit 4
Exons: 7
Coding region: 1-771 (256 amino acids)
Cellular component (GO): endoplasmic reticulum; membrane; endomembrane system
Source: RefSeq, a predicted model, not a curated record
AUGGCCGCUCCGCCCGCUGUUCUCGCGAGACUUUGCGCCUACGCCUCGGCCGUCCCCGCGACGGGGCUGAAACCUCGCGAGUCUUCUAUCCUUCCCUUUUUUGCCUCUCUGGCCACGCCCCCUUUCCCUUGUGCGGGAGCCACGCGGCCAAUAAGGCCACGUUUGCCACGCCGCCUCGUAGCUGAUUGGUCGCUGCCCGGCGGGGGGUGUGGCUUGUGGCGGGGGGCGUGGCUUGUGGCGGGAAAGGCGGCAGUAAUGGCGGUUCCGGCGCUGCGGGCGGUGCUGCUGCUGUUGGCGGCGGUUGUUGGGGCUGCGGGCGAGCCGUGCCCCGAACCCACCAUCGUCCCUUCUUAUUACACCACCUCGGACGCUGUCAUCGCCUCCGAGAGCGUUUUUGUGGUGGAGAUCUCGCUCGCCUGCCGCAACGGCGCCCAGAACGUAGCGCUCUACGCCGAUGUCAAUGGAAAGCAGUUCCCGGUGACGCGCGGGCAGGACGUGGGGCGUUACCAGGUCUCGUGGAGCCUGGAGCACCGCAACGCCCACUCGGGCACCUACGAGGUUAAGUUCUUUGACGAGGAAUCCUACAGCGCUCUUCGCAAGGCCCAGCGCAACAACGAGGAUGUCUCGCGUAUCCGCCCUCUUUUCACCGUCAGUGUCGACCACCGGGGCGCUUGGACGGGGCCGUGGGUGUCGACGGAGGUGGUGGCGGCCGCCAUCGGCCUCGGCGUCUACUACUUGGCCUUCAGCACCAAGAGCGGCAUCCAGGCCUAAGCCCCCCAAAACCCAGCACCCCAAAACCCGGCACCCCAAAACCCGGCCCCCCAAAACAGCUCCUGAGAGGGGCACCCCAAAAACAGAGCCUUGAAACCGGGCGGCCCAAAAGCUUCUCUGAAAAAGGCGCGUGAAAAAUGGAACCCCAAAACUGGGCACCCCGAAACUGGUCCUGAAAUGGGUACUCCAGAAAUGGAACCUUGAAACAGGGCACCCCAAAGCCUCCUCUGCAGUGGGAACCCAAAAAGUGGGUGCCCUAAAACAGUGUCUGAAAAGGGGACCCCAAAACUGGGUGCUUUGAAACUGGGUGCCCUGAAACAGCCCCUGGAAGGGGGACCCCGAAAGUGGGUGCGCUGAAACAAUCCCUGAGGGGGGGAGCCCAAAACUGGGUGUUCUAAAACAGGGCACCUUAAUCAUAAGAACCCUAAAACAGCCCUUGGAAGGGGUACCCCAAAAAUGCCUCUCCUAAGUGACACGCCCCCAACCACCCCUUUGAAGGGACCCCGAGUCCUGUGGGUUCCAAGGUCCCCCCUUAAAUGUUGGGGUGUCCUGGGGUGGGACGGAAGGCUUGGCCCCCCCCCUCCUCAUGAGACCGGUUGAACCCCAAAACUGCAGCCCCCCCCAUUUUGGGGGUGCCCUCACCAUGCAGGGAGGCCGAAUUGGGGGGGGGGGGAAAUCCGUGAACCCCCAAAGUUGCGGGGGGGGUUGUCACUAA